Nannochloropsis gaditana CCMP526 is the source of this 1300-nucleotide messenger RNA. It is a transcript of the gene ALG2, whose product is annotated as alpha-1,3/alpha-1,6-mannosyltransferase. The annotation marks the transcript as partial. The transcript has a single exon. The record is from RefSeq and is a predicted model, not a curated record. Gene Ontology annotation, molecular function: GDP-Man:Man(1)GlcNAc(2)-PP-Dol alpha-1,3-mannosyltransferase activity; alpha-1,3-mannosyltransferase activity.
GAGCGAGGCAGUGCUCGACUUUUUCGUGCAGAGGAACGGGCCUUGUUCAAGCGCUAUGGAGGGCAUCGUUAACCGACACAUUUAAGCCUUGUCCUUCCUACUAUGCAUAACUCUGGUAGCGCUCCAAUCAAGUUUCAAUCGCUUCUAAGCCCUCCCCAUACACCUUGUAGGGCCGCUCGCUCAAAAAGUGCAGCGACUGUCGAGCAUUGAUAUAUGGCCAAACUUUCAUGCGCUCCUUCAGAUGCACCAUCCGCCGAUCCACCUUCUGAAACGCUCCAUGUGACUUUCCUCCACCUGGAUCUGGGAAUUGGGGGGGCGGAGCAGCUUAUUGUGAAUGCUGCCGUGGCCUUGCAGCAACUGGAGCAUCACGUCACGAUAUGGACCACCCACCAUGACGCCUCCCAUUGCUUUGGUGAGACCCGGGGCGCCGGGUCAUUGGCUUCCCACAUCCAUGUUGCCGGUGAUUGGCUUCCUAGACAUGUACUUGGUCGCUUUACGGCCAUGUGCGCGGUGAUCCGUAUGCUCUAUUUGGCAUUGGUAGUUUGGAUAUCGACGUUGAGCUUGAGGAAAUCAAGCUGCCGACAUUCAGAGCGCAAGAAGGGACAAAUUGAUCGUCGCGUUGAUGUUGUAAUAUGUGACGGCGUUUCGGCCAUGGUCCCUUUACUGCGUUACGUUUGUGGCUUCCCAGUGUUGUUCUACUGCCAUUUUCCAGAUAAACUUUUGUGCACUAACAGGGCCUCGGUUUGGAAGCGAUUCUACCGCGCCCCGUUGGAUUGGCUGGAGGAAAAAACAACUGGUGCAGCAACCCUGAUAGCUGUCAAUAGUCUCUUCACUGCAAAGAUCUUCGCGGAGACAUUUCCUCGUCUCCUUUCUCGGCACCCUGCUCCUGCUGUCAUACACCCAGCCAUUAAUUUAGGAAGAUUUGUGCCACCUAAAGCGGGAGCGUCCGCGUUCCCCACACAUGACGCUACUCAGGAAGAGACAAAAGGAGCGGUCCGGAAAGAGGAUGCGCUUCGUCCUUUCGUCUCCCUCAAUCGUUUCGAGCGCAAGAAGAACAUCGGCCUUGCCCUAGAGGCUUUGGCCUUGCUGCGAACCCGCCUCGAGACCGAUUGGGCCGACGGACACGUGAACGGCUCAAGCUCCCUUCGACUCGUCAUUGCCGGAGGCUACGACGAGGCGGUGCGGGAGAACAGGGAGUACAUGGACGACCUCCAAGCGCGCGCCUCUGCGUUAGGGGUGGCAGAGAGCAUUUCAUUUCAGCCCUCGAUUUCAGAUUCCGAGCGGGCCGCGUUGUUACAAG